UUGGAUACAGCGAAUAUUAUAGAUCUAUAUUACCACUACUUUACCAAAUGCUUCCUUUGUGGUCACAGGUCAAUCUCACGACUACGAACUGUAAGUACGACAUCGGAACACGAUACCAUGGACGACUCUGCAGCAGAAUGUUCGGCGUCGUCGACUUGCAAAGUGUUACUGAAUUUGCGAUCUUAUGCCAAAAAAGACCGUGCAAAAUCGGAAACAAACGACUACUAUCAAGUUGCUAGUUCACCGGAAUCGCCGAAUACCGAUCUAGUACCGUCGCUGGCGUGCGAAGAAGUGUUCGACGAUGAGUCAUCCUGUGUCUCAGUUUCUGAAAUGAAUGGUACCAGUAAUAGCGCUGUACGGUGA
Gongylonema pulchrum is the source of this 363-nucleotide messenger RNA. The record is from the annotation of a GenBank genome assembly. NCBI's taxonomy places the organism in Eukaryota, Metazoa, Nematoda, Chromadorea, Rhabditida, Gongylonematidae.